ACAACUGUCCACCUUAAAAAAAAGUUGCUCAUGCUGUGGUUUGACUGGCGCUGAAAUAUUAAUAUGAUCAAUUAAACGCGUUAUUAUUAAUUAUUAUUCACCUAACUAAUAAUUACAACUCAACACAUUAGUAUCGUAAGUAGAGUCUUAAAGUGCAGAGCAGCGAAGAAGAAGAGAGAUGUAUGCUAUCAUGUUAGCAUGUGUUAGCCUGUGAAGCCAUACUGUUAGAUGGUAACGUUAUCUUCAUACUGGUAAAUUAACUAAAGUUGUUUUUUUAAUACUCGUUUCUGGAUUAACGUCCACUAUAAAUGGAUGAGCACAAGGAGAACAUUCACACCAAGGACGUCAACGGGAAGAUGUCUAACACAAAAGAGGAUGAAAAGACAGAGCCCUGCAGUAGGAUCUGUCCCGAGGGAGAGUCUGCUCCUCAGGUGUCCCCGUCUCAGUCCAGCAGCGACUUCAGCCACCCGGUGUACAAAGAGAUCUCUCUGGCUAACGGACACAUCAACCGCAUGACCAAGGACGAGCUGCGGAUAAAGUUAGAAGCGCUGCAGCUGGACACAAGAGGGGUGAAGGACGUGAUGAAGAAGAGGUUGAAGAGCCACUAUAAGAAGCAGAAGCUGAUGCAGUCUUCCACCGAGAGCAGCCCCACCGACACCUACUACGACUACAUCUGCGUGGUGGACUUUGAAGCAACGUGUGAAGAGGAUAAUCCCUCAGAUUUCCAUCAUGAAAUCAUUGAGUUCCCCAUGGUUCUUAUCAACACGCACACCUUGGAAAUCGUGGACUCCUUUCAGGAAUAUGUGAAGCCAGAGUUGAACCUACAGCUUUCAGACUUUUGUGUGAAGCUAACAGGAAUCACACAGAAAAUGGUGGAAGAAGCAGACGUGUUUCCUGCCGUUCUUCAGCGGGUCGUCGACUGGCUUCAGGAGAGGGAGCUCGGGACAAAGUACAAGUACGCCAUCCUGACCGACGGGGCCUGGGACAUGAGCAAGUUCCUCAACAUCCAGUGUCGGCUCAGCAAGAUCCGAUAUCCUCAGUUUGCAAAGAAGUGGAUAAACAUCAGGAAAUCAUACGGGAACUUCUACAAGGUCCCGCGCACGCAGACGAAGCUCAGCACCAUGCUGGAGAAGCUGGGUCUGAAGUACGAGGGCCGCCCUCACUCCGGGCUGGACGACUCCAAGAACAUCGCCCGGAUCGCCCUGCGCAUGCUGCAGGACGGCUGCGAGCUGCGUGUCAACGAGCGCAUCCACGCCGGGCAGCUGCUCUCCGUCCCCAGCUCGGCCCCGGUGGAGGGGGCCCCGGCUCCACACAGCCCCCGCAGCAGGGACUAGACCCCCACGUUUUUACCCCUAAAAGCUAAAGGAAAAUAGAUCCAAAGCACUUUUACAGCCCCUAUGUGAAGUUGUUCAUGUUCUGGAGCGUCAUAGCUGUAGUCGGUAAAAGGUAUAGAGGGGGUUUUGAUUAAAGAUUCAGAUGUGAGGGUCCCUCUCAACCACAACUCCGUAUAUUUUUACACCAGAUGUUUAAAAACAGAGAUCAUUCCAGCGUGUUGUGGGAGGAUUUGUCACCCUGCCUUGUUAAGCUGCUAAAAUUCAUCAGAUAAUUUGAACAAAAAAAGCUACGUUUCACCUUGUUGUGCAUUUUUUGAUGUCAGAUUUUGCUUUCAACAAUAGAGUGGUGCAGGGAUGACUUAUUUUCGUAGAACAAACCACAAGUUAGCAUCGCUCCCUCAACAACACUCAUAGGGUUUUUUCCAUUGGAUCUCGGAUUAUUGCAGUAAAUUAGCUCUGUCGCUAACGCCGGCUAAUUUCUUGCGUAAUCACGUUCAUCAGGUCAGUCGUCUCAUGUAGCCACUUGUUAGCAACUGCUGUUUUUUUUAGACGCAUAGACGCUUCAUAUGUUCACCAGUGGUUAUUUACCGACAUGCUUUAUGGUGUAGAGCUUAUUUCAUGCUUCUAAAGCAGUUGAGACGAGGGAAUCUGAAAUGCUAACUCAUUUCUGGGUUUUAGGACUCCUGCAUCACUCUAUUCAACUCUUAAAAUACAUUGAAUGAUUAUCAUUCUUUGGGCAGUAAAACCAAUAAAUAUCAAUUUCGACGUUGGCCUUUAAACCGCAUAGGUAAAACCAUUGUGCAAAUAUGAUAAACCUAAAAACCCACAUGAAUAUUGCUGCUGCUAUUGCUGUGCUACAUGAUAACAGAGCCAUAAGAUCACACUGUUAAGUAAUUACAAUAUUUUCUUUAACAUACAGCACAGGUGUUAGUUUGACUACAGAAGUGUAAGUGUUCUCUGUUGCCAGUACUGUAUGAGUUGAGCCUGUGUUUUAGGACUAAUCUUUUGUUAUAUGGAAUUAACUUCACAGAAGAUGCUUUAUUUUAGGAAAAACUGUUCUUCUGAAUGCCAAAUAAUGCAAAUAAAAUGUUUCUCUGUUAUUGUAAA
This is a messenger RNA of Notothenia coriiceps (black rockcod), 2441 nucleotides long. RefSeq names its product exoribonuclease 1 (gene eri1). The record is from RefSeq and is a predicted model, not a curated record. Lineage: Eukaryota; Metazoa; Chordata; Actinopteri; Perciformes; Nototheniidae. Gene Ontology annotation, molecular function: nucleic acid binding; 3'-5'-RNA exonuclease activity. The coding region runs from base 309 to 1334 and encodes 341 amino acids. The transcript is spliced from 7 exons. Gene Ontology annotation, cellular component: cytoplasm; nucleolus.